This is a messenger RNA of Myotis davidii, 1936 nucleotides long. It is a transcript of the gene PRLR, whose product is annotated as prolactin receptor. The record is from RefSeq and is a predicted model, not a curated record. Gene Ontology annotation, biological process: cytokine-mediated signaling pathway. Gene Ontology annotation, molecular function: cytokine binding; cytokine receptor activity. Lineage: Eukaryota; Metazoa; Chordata; Mammalia; Chiroptera; Vespertilionidae. Gene Ontology annotation, cellular component: external side of plasma membrane; membrane; signaling receptor complex. The transcript is spliced from 8 exons. The annotation marks the transcript as partial.
CCGACUGUCCUCUCUAACAGCUGGCCUGCCGCCCUCUCUUCCAGGCAGCCUCUGCCUCCCGCGGACUCAGAGGGCAGCCGAUAUGACGGGAAACGCGUGGUCCAUGUGUGUCUGGGUUUUGCUCCUUUUUCUCCACAUCCGUCUUCUGAACGGACAGUCACCUCCUGGGAAGCCCAAGAUCUCGAAAUGCCGCUCCACCGAAAAGGAGACCUUCUCAUGCUGGUGGAAGCCGGGGCCGGACGGAGGACUUCCCACCAACUACACGCUCACCUACCGCAAGGAAGGAAAUCCGUUCAUCUAUGAAUGUCCAGACUACAAAACCAGUGGCCCCAACUCCUGUUACUUUGACAAGAAGCACACCUCCAUUUGGACAAUGUACGUCAUCACAGUAAACGCCACGAACCAGAUGGGAAGCAACUCCUCAGAUCCGCAUUAUGUGGAUGUGACUUACAUAGUUGAACCAGACCCUCCAAUAAACCUGAUUUUGGAAGUAAAACAUCCAGAAGACCAAAAACCGUACCUGUGGAUAAAAUGGCUUCCGCCUGCCCAGGUCGACGUAAGAUCCGGCUGGCUCACACUACAAUACGAAAUUCGAUUAAAGCCUGAAAAAGGAAAUGAGUGGGAGGUUCAUUUCACUGGGCAGCAAACUCAGUUUAAGAUUUUCAGCUUAUAUCCAGGAAAGAAAUACCUUGUCCAGGUUCGCUGCAAGCCAGACCACGGAUUCUGGAGUGAGUGGGGCCCAGAAGGCUCCAUUCACAUACCUGAUGAUUCCACCAGUACAGACACCACCGUGUGGAUCUUUGUGGCUGUGCUUUCUGUUGUCGUCUGUCUGAUUAUGGUCUGGGCAGUGGCUAUGAAGGGCUAUAGCAUGCUGACCUGCGUCUUUCCACCAGUUCCUGGGCCAAAAAUAAAAGGACUGGAUGUUCAUCUGCUGGAGAAGGGCAAGUCUGAAGAACUGCUGAGUGCCCUGGGGUGCCAGGACUUCCCCUCUGACUGUGAGGACUUGCUGGUGGAGCUGUUAGAAGUCGUUGACAAUGAGAACCAGCAACCGGUGCAAGUCCAUUUAAAAGAACACCCCGAUCCAAGGCUGAAGCCCACACCCCUGGACCCUGACAGUGACUCUGGCCAAGGCAGCUGUGACAGCCCUUCCCUUUUGUCCAACAAUCGUGAGGGGUCCCAGGAAAGUCCCUCCACAGUCCACACUCCUGGGAGCAUUAAGGAGCCAGAGAACCCUGAAGAAAAUGGUGCCCACACCUGGGACUCUCAGAGCACCAGCGUGGAAGGCCGAGUCCCCAAUGUCUGUGCUGAUGGACCCAAAUCUUCAACAUGGCCUUCAUCGCAGCCCCCCAACCAGCACAACCCCAGGUCGUCUUACCACAACAUCGCUGAUGUGUGUAAGCUGGAUCCGGGCACGGCAGGUUCCUCUGCCACCGUAUUGGACAAAACAGACAAGUGUGCUCUAACGUCUUUGGAAACCACUGAGACUGGAGGGGAGGAGAAGGCAGCCAAGCAGAGCCGGGUGAAAAGCUUCCAUUCCAAGACUGACCCAGACACCCCGUGGCUUCUGCCCCAGGAGGACACCUCCAUUAUCUCUGCUAAACCCUUGGAUUACGUGGAGAUUCACAAGGUCAACAAGGACGGAGCAUUGUCAUUGUUCCCCAAACAAGAAGAGAACGGCAGCCAGACAGAGAAGGCCGGCGCUCCCAAGGCCAGCAAGGAGUACGCGAAGGUGGCCAGGGUGGUGGAGAGCAGCAUCCUGGUGCUGGUGCAGGACCCGCCCGCCCCCGACCUGGCUUUGUUUGAAAAACCAGCCGAGGAAGCCCCACCCUCCUUGCCACAGAAUCAAGAGGAGAAAGACCUGGCUGCCUUCGCCAUGGCAUCCAGCAACUGCAGACUGGGGGGGCUGGAUUACCUUGACCCCGCGUGCUUAAAGCAC